This is a messenger RNA of Rhineura floridana, 522 nucleotides long. RefSeq names its product bcl-2-related protein A1-like. Gene Ontology annotation, biological process: negative regulation of apoptotic process; mitochondrial fusion; release of cytochrome c from mitochondria. Gene Ontology annotation, cellular component: mitochondrial outer membrane. Gene Ontology annotation, molecular function: protein homodimerization activity; protein heterodimerization activity; channel activity. Lineage: Eukaryota; Metazoa; Chordata; Lepidosauria; Squamata; Rhineuridae. The coding region runs from base 127 to 522 and encodes 131 amino acids. The record is from RefSeq and is a predicted model, not a curated record. The transcript has 2 exons.
ACAUGUAGAGACAGACGUUGCUGAUGGUUGAAACAGCUUUGAACCUGGUUUGUGGGAAAACAGCACCCGUGAUACAACAGUUCAGACUUGCAUGGGUUUUUCAAAAUAUCGCUCCCCAACUUUUAGAUGAACUUCAAAGAAAAAAUAACCCCUCUUUUGGACUCUCUGGAAAUUAAAUCUAUCGAGACCGCAUGCAAAACUUUUAGCAGAGUGGCAGAAUUAGAAUUUGCUGAUGGAAAAACAAAUUGGGGCCGUCUUUUAACAGCUUUGUUGUUUGGAGGUCUUCUGGCUAAAAAAUUACAGUUGCAAGGGAUUCCUCUUACACAGAACAAUGAGGAUCAGCUUUCACAUUAUAUCACAGACUACAUAGCGAGUGCAAAAUCAGAAUGGAAUUUGGAAAAUGGAGGUUGGGAACAAGGCUUUGCUAAGCAUUUUGAGAGACCUCUCUACAAUGUGAAGACCAGAAUAUUCCAGGUUUUCAAGGAUUAUUACACCAUGCUUUGGUUAAUAGCCCCUGUUUAA